AUGGGCUGGACAAUUGUGCACCUGCUGAUCCCAAUGACACUCAGCUGUCUGUCUUGCGCUGAAGAUAAGACAAAGGUUCCCGUUUCCUGUCCAGACUUCCAGAAGGCCUUUGGAGGCUCCUGCUACGAGUUUGUGGAUCUCCAGCAUACUUUUUACAGUGCGGAGGCUUGGUGUGAGCAGCGUGGUGGACACCUUGCAUUUAUCCCAGAUGAAGAAACUCAAUAUUUCCUUAAAAGAUUCUUGGAUCCCAAGAAGGAUGUGUGGCUUGGAGUUGCACCCUCUGCCUCUCCAAACCUGCAAUAUUCUCCAAUUGUUGAAGGUGCUCUCUCUUGGCUGGAUGGUUCACAUAUCACCUAUUCAAACUGGGUGAGCAGCCCGCAGCUAGGAGCAGCCUGUGGACACAUACUGAAAGACUCUGGCUUCCAAUGGGAAGCCACAAGAGACUGCAACCAAAAACGGCACUUUAUCUGCCAGUUUGACUCUGGGAGAUCCAUUGUGUGUGCAGGCCGUAACGCCACUCUGCAGUGUGGUUCUCAUCAAGUCCUAAUGAUAGAUGUCGGCUUCUAUGGUCGUGAGAACAUCCAUUACUGUCGAACCACGCCCUCCCCACCAUCAACAUCCACAGAACAACAGUGUGGCUGGGUGGAUGUUGUUGCAUCAUUAACAGCUCACUGCCACGGCCGUCAGGUCUGCCAGAUUGCUGAAGUUGUGGACUCCGUUGGUGACCCCUGUCCUCAGCUGGGGAGCUACCUGUCUGUGGACUACCACUGCAAAGAUGGACUCACACUGUCAGUGAGCACAGUGGCUGCUGUUUUUGAAAUCAUCACCAUUAGCGUGAAGUGGCUCCUCCAUUUGCCACAGGGAAACCUUAGCUGCAUGCUGAGUACCGGAGAUGGCCAUGUUAUUUAUCUGCAUAGUCCAGAGGGGCUGGAGAGAAGCGAGGUACACAGAUAUACUUAUCCAAGCACAUUUGUUGUGGCAGUUGAAUGCACCAGCAGAGACAUAUACAUUAGAGCUCAAAACAUAAUAACCAUUGAAGAGCCCAUAACAGUGUUUGGUGCCAUCAGGUGCUAUGCUAGGAAACGGUCUUUUCAUGCAACAAACUGCAAAGUCCUUUACAGGGAGCCAUUUCAAAUUCAAAUGGAGGUAAAAGCAGGUACAAAUGUGACCUACCGAAUCCAGAGCGAUGAAACGUUGUUGUCAAACGUAUCUGUGUUCAGAGGAAAUGUUCCCCAGAACAUCACAGUGACUCCAGAAAUGAUGAAGCAGCUAGGGCCUGGCUGCCACCAGCUGACCCUUUAUGCAUCUAACACGGUCACGUUCCCUGAAAUGUCCGCAGGCCUGCAGUGUUUGGCUUCCCACUGGGGUGCCAGUGCACAGAGGUCCCUGCAGAACAGAGGUUACACCCCUAUGACCCCUACCACUGCUGGUCCUGCCUCUACGUCACCUGGCGCUGCUAGUUACACCCCUAUGACCCCUACCACUGCUGGUCCUGCCUCUACGUCACCUGGCACUGCUAGUUACACCCCUAUGACCCCUACCACUGCUGGUCCUUCCUCUACGUCACCUGGCACUGCUAGUUACACCCCUAUGACCCCUACCACUGCUGUUCCUGCCUCUACGUCACCUGGCGCUGCUAGUUACACCCCUAUGACCCCUACCACUGCUGGUCCUGCCUCUACGUCACCUGGCGCUGCUAGUUACACCCCUAUGACCCCUACCACUGCUGGUCCUGCCUCUACGUCACCUGGCGCUGCUAGUUACACCCCUAUGACCGCUACCACUGCUGGUCCUGCCUCUACAUCACCUGGCACUGCUAGUUACACCUCUGUCACCCCUAUCACCCCUACCACCGCUGGUCCUGCAUCUACAUCACCUGGCACUGCUAGUUACACCUCUGUCACCCCUAUCACCCCUACCACCGCUGGUCCUGCAUCUACAUCACCUGGCACUGCUAGUUACACCUCUGUCACCCCUAUCACCCCUACCACCGCUGGUCCUGCAUCUACAUCACCUGGCACUGCUAGUUACACCCCUAUCACCCCUACCUCUGCUGGUACUGCCUCUACAUCACCUGAUAUUAGUGACGCAACUACCACCGAUAACACCAGUGACACAUCCCCACCAGCAACCACCAACAAUUUUGAUAGCCUCAAGUGUAAGCACCUGCGUUGCAGUAAUAACAAUGAAGUGAAGUCUGUCUUCCUUCCGCUUGGAGACAGCAAUUCCAAUUACAAUCUGAUUAUCACAGCAACUGCAAAUAAUAGCAGCUUUGUAGCUAGCACCACUCUAACUGCAAAGGUGCAGGGUUUCACAGCUGCCUCCAGCUCUUCAGAUGAUCUUAAGGCUACAGUGGAUAAUUCUUUAUCUCAGCUAAAGGAACAAGGUCUACUGUCAGGUGAAACUCUUCGUGAGAAGAUGCUGCACAUUAUGAUUGACACAGUAAAAGAAACUCCCACCAACACUCCAGGAGAAGUUCAGGUGAUAGCCAGAGGACUUGCUGCUGUCGUCAUGAAAGGCACUGAGCUCAGCUCCUCUGCUCAGAAAAAUAUCUCUGAUGCCCUUCUUCUUGCUAUGAACAAUACGCAGAGUGCACUGUUAGCAUUUAAACAAGUCAAUCGGGGGCCAUCUAUCAUCCAAGCGGCUCAUAUUGCUGUGUUUGUUAAUAGAGUGACACCGGGAAGUUUGCACACACAGUCUAUAUAUAUUCCCAACAGUUCCAGCCCCAGAUUUUCUCUCCCAAUACUACUCUCUAAAAUGUUACCUUCAGAUGAACCAGUGGAUGUACGAAUGCUGAGUUUCAACAAAAAUCCAUUCUCCUGGAAUGAGAGAGGGAACAUCAGUGGUCAAAUAGGAGCUCUAUCCCUUACAACAAAAGAUGGCUCCAGUAUCCCUGUGGAGAACUUGAGUGAGGAUAUUAAGAUUCUGUUGCUGAGCUCUGUUGGAGAGCAGGUAAACACCUCUGUGUUGAAACUGGGGAACUCCAGCACAACAUCCAUACACAUUCCUGCUGACACUACGCUGGUGUUAAAGAUGGUGCCUUCAAAUGAUCCUCUACCCUUCAAACUGCUCCUUGGUUAUAUGGACUACCCUACUGUAACAAAUAAUGUAGCUAUGACAGAAAUGCCUCACCAGGGAACAACACAAGAGGAGAGAUACACUUGGCUACUAGACCCUAAAGAUUUAAAGGGAAAGACUGGAAUGCACUAUCUUGUAGUGAGGCCCAUUGUAGGUCCGGGUAUAAAAUCCAUCAAUGCCACUUUAUCAAUUACCUCCAUCACUACCGCAUGCAAAUUUUGGGAUGAAUCAAAAUUGGAGUGGAGCACUUUUGGAUGCAGGGUUGGUGUUCAGACCACACCUUUAGUCACCCAAUGCCUCUGCAAUCACCUCACCUCCUUUGGAAGCUCUUUCUUCGUUACCCCCAACCUGGUCGACCCAUCACGCACCGCCGAGCUUUUUGGGACUUUUGGUGAGAAUCCUGUUGUUGUCUGCUUUGUGGGGUCACUCUUUCUGGCCUAUCUCUUGGUGCUUGUGUGGGCACGACGGAAAGACAUCCAAGACACAGCCAAGGUGAAGGUGACUGUGUUGGAGGACAACGACCCCAUGGACGAGUACUGCUACCUGUUGAGUGUCAACACUGGGCAUCGGAGAGGAGCCUCCACUUCCUCUCAGGUGACAAUCACUCUGCUGGGUGCAGAGGGAAACAGUGAACCCCAUCACCUGACGGAUCCAAAGAAAUGUGUGUUUGAGAGAGGUGCGGUGGAUCUGUUCCUGCUAACUACACCCUUCUCCCUGGGAGAGCUGCAGGGCAUCAGACUGUGGCACAACAACUCAGGGAGUCAUCCUGCCUGGUAUGUAGGCAAUGUCAUGGUGCAGGAUUUACAGACGGAGCAGAAAUGGCAUUUUCUAUGCAACUCCUGGCUGGCGAUAGACAUGGGUGAUUGUUCCCUUGAUAAAAUUCUUCCUGUUUCGACAGAGAUGGAUUUGAAGAGUUUCAGCAACUUGUUCUUUAUGAAGACUACAAAGGAUUUCAGUGACAGACACCUCUGGUACUCCGUGAUCAGCCGCCCACCGAGCAGCACCUUCACUUGUGUUCAGAGAGUUUCCUGCUGUUUCACCCUGCUGCUCUGUACCAUGCUGACCAGCCUAAUGUUUUAUGGCAUCCCAACAGAUCCCUCUGAGCAGAUCAUGGAACUGGGUCACUUUGAGUUUACCUGGCAACAGUUCAAGAUUGGAGUUCAGAGUUCCCUCAUUAUGUUUCCCAUCAAUAUCCUUAUUGUUACCAUCUUCAGAAACACACGUCCUCGGGAGACAUCUUGCUGCAAGUGCAAAACCGAAAAACCAGAGGCGCUUGAACAGACCUUUUUCUCACAGGCAGCUUCCACCGACAUGAAUGUCAAUGUCACUUUAGACACUGUCAUCAAGGAUAUCACAAGAAUUGCCCAUUCACUGUCUAAGACCGUGAAAAGCAACAUACCAUGCAUAGAGUCCGAGGUUGGGCCUGGACAACCAGUUGAUAUCAAUGCUGUCCUUUCUGUGGUGGAGGACUUCAUCAAACAGAAUCACAAAGCCAGCAACAACGCCCAGCCCAAAACUCUGAGCUCUGGCAACCUCGUUCAGCCUCAGCUACCAGCGGAGGAGAUUCAAAAGCAAAGCAACAAAGCCAAGUAUCUCUACCGGCAGCUGUGCCACAUUGACAAAGAGCUGAUUCUGCUGGGACCCUCCGGCUUCCCCACCCCACACAGCUACAGCCAGGCUCUGCAGCAGGUCCAGGACAUGAAGGGACAUCUCCAAGAUCAGCUCUUCACAUUCAGCUGUGUUAACCCGGAUGAACUCACCCAGAAGAAGUUGAGCCCUGCAGCGAGCACUGAGGGUGGUGGUAGUCUGAAGAAAAGGGGGUGCUGUCAUGGAGGGCUACCCUGGUGGUUUGUUUUUGUCGGCUGGCUGCUCGUGAUCUCGAGCAGUUUUGUAGCGGGAUUUUUCACGAUGCUUUAUGGGUUGAAAUUUGGGAAGGGACGCUCUGUGAGCUGGUUGGUGUCCAUGAUUGUCUCCUUUUUUCAGAGUAUCUUCGUCAUUCAGCCAUUGAAGGUGCUAUGUCUUGCAGUCUUCUUUGCACUUGUAACAAAGAAAAUUGAUGAGGAAGAUUUUCAAAAUGUGGCAUUUGAAGGAAAUGACAGAAACCUAGUUUGUAAGGACCAAAAACUAGUCAGACGGGAGAGAAGUCUCUAUGAGCCGCCUCCUCCUGCAGACGUUGAGAAGAUGAGAAGGAACAUGAUUAUGGAACAGAAAGCCUUUGCCCUCCUCAAGGAGAUUUUGACCUAUAUGGGGUUUAUGUGGAUGUUGCUGCUGCUGGUGUACGGCCAAAGAGAUCCCAAUGCCUUUUUCCUGAAGCGGCACAUCCAGGAUAGCUUCAGUAGAGGCAUCUCAGACAGCAUGAGUCUUGGGGAUGUCUUCACUUGGGCCAACACAUCACUACUAAGUAACCUUUUUGGAGUGUAUCCAGGAUUUAUCACAGAUGGAAACUCCAAGCUAGUGGGUAAUGCCCGUCUUCGUCAAGUCAGAGUGCAGAAUAACUCCUGUCAGAUUGCAGACCACAUGCUCCAGUUUGUACCAGACUGUCAGGCUGCAUACUCGUGGGAGGUGGAGGACAUGGGUUCCUAUGGCCCUGGCUGGAGCCAAUCUGCCAAGGAUAAUAUCUCUACAAGCACCAACAGGCCAUGGACAUACCAGACACAGGCUGAGCUCAGAGCUCAUGCUGUCUGGGGCAAACUGGCGCUCUACAGGGGCGGUGGCUUUGUAAUGGAGCUCGGCCCAGAUUCACAAAAUGCCAGCAGCACUCUUGAGUAUCUGUUCAGGAACAAAUGGCUGGAUAUUUACACAAGGGCAAUCUUUGUCGAGUUCACCGUUUAUAAUGCUAAUGUGAACCUCUUCUGCAUCGUCACACUCUUCCUGGAGACCUCAGCUGUAGGAGCGUUUCAGUUCACCAGUGAGCUGCAUAGUGUUCGUCUUUACCAAUCGCCGGAUGGUCUUUACAUCCUUGUUAUGGCGGCUGAGAUCGUGUACCUGCUUUUCAUCAUCUACUACAUGUUCCUGCAGGGCCAAUUAAUGAAGCAGCAGCGGUGGGCUUACUUCAGGAGCAGAUGGAACCUUCUUGAGCUGACUAUUAUCUUACUGAGCUGGAGCGCCGUGGCUGUCUUCAUUAUGAGGACCCUGCUUGGGAACCGUGAUAUGACCUACUACCAAAACCACAAAGACAAAUCUGCCAGUUUUUACGACACAGGCAAAGCAGACUCAACGCUCCAGUAUCUGUUCGCCUUCCUGGUCCUGCUCGCCACCUUCAAACUGUGGCACCUGCUCCGACUGAACCCCAAGAUGAACUUGAUGACGGUUGCACUGCAGCGGGCCUGGAGUGACAUAACCAAUUACCUUGUGAUCAUUGUGAUCAUGUGCCUGGCAUAUUCCAUUACGUGCAACGUGUUGUAUGGUUGGCAGCUGUCCUCAUACAGAACUUGGUUGGACGCUCUCAUUACCAUCAUCAGUUUGCAGAUAGGCAUCUUUAACUAUGACGAGGUCAUUGACUGCAACCCCGUGCUCAGUGGACUAAUCAUUGGUUCCUGUAUUGUGUUCAUGACGUUCGUGGUGCUCAAUCUCUUCGUUGCAGUGAUCAUCAUAGCAUUCAAGCAGGAGCGAAUAUAUCACAAGCCCUCUGACGAGGAGGAGAUUGUCGACCUGAUGCUGGAGAAAAUCUGCGGUCUUUUUGGGAUCAGAUAUAACGGUCCAAAAGACACCCUGGGGCCUGAUGUGAAAAGGGGCAGAGACGUGGGCCUUAAUAACAGCAGAAAUAUCCUUAACAGUUCCACAAUUGAUGCAAACGUGUUUCAGAAAUCUGGAAACUUAGUAAACACCUAGCAACAUUUUGUUGUAUUUCAUAUGUGAGUGUUUUAAAUACCUUGUAUGCCGUAAGAGCCACAUGCUCAUUUCAUCAUUUGUUGUUUGCCUGUUCUGCUCUGUGAUUAGGGUGUGAUAGAUUAUUACCACAUACAGAUCAUAAUGAACAUUGUUUGUGUAUAUUCAGACAAAGUUUACUUUAUUCACAGCAAUGAUUUGCUCCCAUUGACCUAAUUACGGAUGAAUUAAAAGAGAAUGUUCAAUAUAUAUUCAUCAAAUCACUUAAAUAAUAAUGAGUCAUCAAGAGGUGAGACAACUGGUGUGACACAGUGAAAUGGGAUAGGGAUUACAUUCCCUCAAUAUUAGAUAACAACAGAGAUAAUCUUACAUACACAAAAGGCAUAUACAUCUAAUAAAGCUACAAGAGAAGAAAAACAAAGCUCUAAAAGAUACUGUCGACACACAGUGUUUAAUUUCUUAUAAGUCAUAUGAGUCAGUGUUUAGAACUUUUCAGUACACA
Perca flavescens (yellow perch) is the source of this 7408-nucleotide messenger RNA. RefSeq names its product polycystic kidney disease protein 1-like 2. The coding region runs from base 1 to 6909 and encodes 2302 amino acids. The transcript is spliced from 38 exons. Gene Ontology annotation, biological process: detection of mechanical stimulus. Gene Ontology annotation, molecular function: protein binding; calcium ion binding; calcium channel activity. Gene Ontology annotation, cellular component: membrane. Lineage: Eukaryota; Metazoa; Chordata; Actinopteri; Perciformes; Percidae. The record is from RefSeq and is a predicted model, not a curated record.